UAGAGGGAUAUCUAUUGUGGAAUAAGUUUGUAUUGCUAUGUUCAGCAUUGGCUACGGUCCUGCAUGUUUUCUUAUUUAAGUAAAGUGCAUGUAGCUGAUUUGUGAAUUAUCCUGUGUAUUGCGCGCUGACGUAAAUAAGCGUUAGUUAGACCUCCCCCCCCCCCCCUUUCCUUUAGUGGUACGUUCCGGAGUGUCAGGCUGCACGCGGUAGUUUGUUUUGAAGGAGCUGGGAGAAGAUGAGUAACGUCUACAUCCAGGAGCCGCCCACUAACGGCAAGGUUUUACUGAAAACAACAGCUGGAGAGAUUGACAUUGAAUUAUGGUCCAAAGAAACCCCCAAAGCUUGUCGAAACUUUAUUCAACUUUGUUUAGAAGGAUAUUACGAAAAUACAGUUUUUCACAGAGUUGUACCCGAAUUCAUAGUGCAAGGAGGUGAUCCAACCGGUACUGGUACAGGAGGAGAUUCAAUUUAUGGAAAACCAUUCAGGGAUGAAUUCCAUACACGUCUACGCUUUAAUCGAAGAGGACUGGUUGCCAUGGCAAAUGCUGGACCUCACGACAAUGGCAGCCAAUUCUUCUUUACCCUUGGACGUGCCGAUGAGCUUAACAACAAGCACACCAUCUUUGGAAAGGUAACUGGAGACACCAUAUAUAAUUUAUUACGACUAGCAGAAGUGGAUAUUGGUGAAGAAGACAGGCCUGUCAAUCCACACAAGAUAAGGACCACUGAGGUGCUGUUUAAUCCAUUUGACGACCUAGUUCCUAGAGUAACUAAAAAGUUGAAAAAAGAAAAACAGGAAGAAGAGACUAAGCAGCCAAAGGUGAAAGGCACAAAAAACUUCAAUUUACUUUCUUUUGGAGAAGAAGCUGAAGAGGAGGAGGAAGAGGUGAAUAAAGUCAGUGAGACCUUUAAAGGAAAGAGUAAGAGUAGUCACGAUCUCCUUAAGGAUGACCCUCGUCUAAGCUCAGUUCCAGCGAUUGACAACUCAAAAGCCUCGGCACAGUCUAACAGCGACAGUGAUGAGGCAGAUUCAAGUGAAGAUGACGAAGAUGACAUAGAUAGUGAUGAGCGACAACAGAUGAAAGAUCGCAUAACCAGCAAAUUGAAAAUGGACCCCAAUAAAAGCACCAAGUCAUCAGUGAAAUCUUCAGGGGAUCAGGAUCUUCAGGAGAAGAAAAGUAGUCGAAGUGAAGAAUUACGUAAAGAAGUACGUCAGCUAAAACGAGAACUAAACACAGCAAAAAAGAAAAGGGAAGACGAAGCAAAAGAAAUUGAAAUAGCCAAGGAAGCAAAAGAGGCUGAAGAGACAGAAGCCAACAGUGCCCUGGAAGAAUACUUGAAGGAGAAAGAAAAGUAUAAUGACUGCAGGAAGAAAAAUACAAAGAAAGGAUCUUCUAGAGAAGAACAGACGUUGUCUCUUUUGGACCGUUUCAAAUCGAAGCUGACACAGGCGAUAAGUGAGGCCCCUGAAGAGGAUCCUGUAUCGGAGAUAGAAGACGACGAUGAUAAAGGAUGGUUGUCCCAUGUGCUUCAGUUUGAUGAGAAAAGCCAGAAGGUAAAAGAUGCCAAUAUGCAAGAUGAAGAUACCUUUGAGAUUUACGAUCCUCGGAAUCCAGUCAAUAAAAGGAGACGAGAGGAAAGUAAGAAACUGAUGAAGCAGAAGAAAGAAAGGCGAUAAAGGACAACCGAAGACAUCUUUUAUAAAAUGUGUAGAUUUUCAUUUUGGGUUUUCAUCUUCAGUUUAGUAAAAGGACCAUUAAGUUGUCAGUCGUCCAAGAUAUAUCUUUUACUACGUUUAUAAUCGAAAAAGUUCAUCUAUUGGAAACAUAUUGGAAUUUGUCAAAGCUGGUUAUUAGGAACAGUGGAGAAGUUGUCUGUACUGAUCAGACUGCUGCUUUCAUUUUUAUUAAGAUUUCUGAAAAAUGAAAGGC
Messenger RNA from Bufo bufo (common toad), 1932 nucleotides. It is a transcript of the gene CWC27, whose product is annotated as CWC27 spliceosome associated cyclophilin. The transcript has 14 exons. Gene Ontology annotation, molecular function: peptidyl-prolyl cis-trans isomerase activity. Gene Ontology annotation, biological process: protein folding; protein peptidyl-prolyl isomerization. The record is from RefSeq and is a predicted model, not a curated record. Gene Ontology annotation, cellular component: catalytic step 2 spliceosome. Bases 237 to 1679 code for a protein of 480 amino acids. Lineage: Eukaryota; Metazoa; Chordata; Amphibia; Anura; Bufonidae.